AUGAAUCUUCGGGCCCGAGAAAACCACUCCUUCGACGACAUCGCCUGGUACGGCAGCGCGUACCUGGUCACCAGGUGCGUGAUGCAACUACCCCUCGGCAUGUUAUACAAGAUGUACGCGCCAAAGACCGCGUACCUCAAAAGCAUUGUGAUUUUCGAAAUCAGCUCCGCGGUCUGCGGCGGGGCACCUAACUCCGAGGCCGUGAUCGUGGGCCGAGCUACUCAGGGUUUUGGGUCCGCGGUGAUGAGCGGCGUUCUAUUUAUCGCGUUCGCUAUCGACCAGGCGCUCGAAGGCGACAGGGCCAUGAUCAAAGCGAAAGUCAUCAAGCAGCGCACCGUGGCCGCGACGUCUGUCUUCUCGAACUGCACCGGUGGCGCCAUGAUGACUGCCAUCUACUACAUUCCCAUCGGGUUCCAGGGCAUCAAGGGCGUCAGCGCAGUGAAGUCCAGCGAGAUGAGCUUCCUGCUUCUCAUUUCGCUUGUUCUCGUCUCCAAGCUCGUGGGAUAUCUGUCACCGUUCAUGAUCGCUGGGUCGAUGCUGAUGGCCAUCGGGGCUGGGCUGCUCAGCACGUUCACGGCCUCGACUGGACAUCCGCACUGGAUCGGAUACCAGGUUAUUUUCGGACUGGGGCUGGGAUGCGGAAUGCAGCAGGGGUCAAAUGACAUUCAGACGGUGCUGCCGAAGUCAGAAGUUCCAUCAGCUAUCUCGUUGCUGUUCUUCGGUCAUCAGCUGGGAGGAUCGGUGUUUUUCUCCAUUGCGCAGAACAUUGUAUCCCAGGAAUCGAUCAAGAAUAUGAAGGCGAAGCUACUGGAGGUCGAUGCGUCUAUGAUUGUCAACGCGGCUGCUUCAUUGUUAUAAUGAUGCGGUGGUCAAGGUGUUUUAUCUGGCGGCUGCUCUCUCGUUAGUUGGACUUUUUGUGGCACUGUUUGUCGAGUGGAAGAAUAUGAGAACUGUGCAAGAGGUACCUGAGCAAGGCCAAAAGACAGACAGGGAAGGUCAGUGACUUGGCCUAGAUCCAUGUGUUUAUUCAGCUUGAGAUUUUGGAUAGGAGUUAGGUGUAGGAAAGAUUCGAAAAUCGCUACUUAGUAUAUAG
Molecule: messenger RNA, 1093 nt
Organism: Aspergillus steynii IBT 23096
Lineage: Eukaryota; Fungi; Ascomycota; Eurotiomycetes; Eurotiales; Aspergillaceae
Product: MFS general substrate transporter
Exons: 3
Coding region: 1-858 (285 amino acids)
Biological process (GO): transmembrane transport
Molecular function (GO): transmembrane transporter activity
Source: RefSeq, a predicted model, not a curated record